GCUAAAGUGGAUGAAACCCUAACAAGCCAUGCUGUCAUUGAUAUGGAUGCCAGUUUUCUUGAUGUUUCAUUACCCUCAACUAAACAUUCAUCAAGCAAAAAUUUGCCAAAGACACUUGAAAGGAACAUUUUCACAAAUAGUGCAAAAUCCAGCAAAGGAGGUAACCCUAUGCUAUGUGCAACUAAUGCUGAUCUAGGUGACAACGAUAACUCCUUGAUAGAAGAUUCACUAUUAGAUCUAAUAUCUGACUUCCCAAGACCACCAACUCUAAAUCGAUGUCAGUCAGCCAGUACUCUUAUGUUUGCUUCAUUUUCUCCACAUCUUAUUGACAGACCCCUGACUCCAGAUUUUUUCACAGACAGUCCCUCGGUAGGCUCCUAUUUCCCCAGCUUUUCGUCGAAGCAUCUUGAUCCAGAUUCUUUAAAUCUGGGAAACUUGUCACAUUUCGAUACAUCAACCCAUUCAUUGUCAGGUCCUUCUGGAAGUAUUGGUCAUUUAGCCUCAACCUCUAACAUAAGAGGUGUCAAUCCUCCUUCACCAAUUUUGCCAAGCUUUAUAAAUUCUCCAGGAGUAGGGACACCCAGAUCUAUCAAUGUCAGACUUGCAGUAUCUCCAGUACAAGAAAGUGAAUGCAUGGAUAUAAUGAUUCCAAAUACGGAUUUGUCUGUCGUUUCCCAACUUCCUUCUUCUGACGAUCAUAGGAAAACUGUCAAAUUAUCACAAGUUUCAUUUGCUGCAUCAAAAUCUGCCUUUGAUUCACUGGACCAAAACUAUUCUCCAGAAAUACAAACUGCUAUUUCCUGUAUACCAGUUUCUGAAGACACGUCACAAAACAGCUGUCUUGUUGAAGAAUCACCUUUUCCAGUCAAUGUAAAGCAUUUUAAAAACUGAAUUUCAAAUUAAUUUUAUUUGAUAUUUUUAAAAAUUAAAUGCAACCAAUUUAGCUUUUUAACCAGUGAACUGUGGUCGGCCGAAAAAAUCGACUGACAUUCUCGUACUGUGGCAGCCGAUAAAAAACACUAUCCGAUAGCAACUUCCAAUCCAAUAUUUAACCGGAAUUAUCACCACUUCCUUUUAUUAAUAAUUAAAUCAUCUUCCGGGUAAAGCUGUUUCUUGAUAACUUAAAAAUAGUACUUUUUAAUCAGAUUUUUAUAUCACUGUUUAUUUUAAAGCUAAAUUGGUUGAAGCUAUGGCUGGGCCUUAAGUGCAAGAACUAAUAUAAAUAUUUUUGAAAGCUUUUUAGGAGAGGAUUUAAGUGAUACUGAUGAUGAUUUUAACAUUCCCCAUGAUGAUCUCAGUUGAGUCUAUUCUUCCUGUGAAUCUUAUACUAGUCUUAGUGAUACUGAAGUAGGCCUACUGAGGCUACUGUCAGACUUCGAGCCAGGCCUGGAGGUUGGGCAAGGACUGACUGAAUUUUACUCACAGAAGCUACAGAUUAUAGUUCAGAACUAAUACAUUUUAUAGUUAAGCAACCCAAAUCAGUUCCACAGUUUCUUUUUAAAUGUUUACCAGUCAAUAAUAAAUAUUUUGCCUGAGAUUUUGUACUUGGUUUUAGCAGUGGUCACAGUUUCUUAUAUAAAUGACCUAAAAUUGCUUUCAGAGGUUUAAUUGUAAUCAAAACUUUAGCAAACUAUACAUUUUCUGAAAGAUAAAUGAAUUGGCUAAAACAUUUUUAAGUGUAUUUUAAGUGAAUCUUUAAAAAUUAAUGAUGUUAUGAGCACCUGAAAGCAAAACAUUUUGUCAAUAUUUUUUUUCCUUGAGAACUCCAAGGUCAAGGACACUGAGCAAAAUUUUUUACAGGGUGGGCAAUAUGGCCCACUUUAUCCCCAUCCAUUUACCUUUCUAAAAAUAUAUACUUAUUGGGGUCUUGUAUCAAUAUUUCUGUCAUUUAAUGCUAUUUCAAAUAGCACUCAAAAGCUCCCACACCACAAAAUGAUGCAUGCCACAGUUCGUGGGUUAAAAUUCCUUUAAAUUUAAUUGAACAUGAAUUGACUUUCUCUUCUUUACUUCUGCAUCAUAAAAUUGAAGCCUUUUGAUAAUUAAAUGCUACUUAGGUGUUAAUGUUAAUAAAGGGCUGUCCAUAUAUUACAUAUGCACUGAGGAGGGAGUUGGGG
This is a messenger RNA of Lymnaea stagnalis (great pond snail), 2114 nucleotides long. Lineage: Eukaryota; Metazoa; Mollusca; Gastropoda; Lymnaeidae. The record is from the annotation of a GenBank genome assembly.